GGUCACUCAGCCAAGCCACACCGGGUCGUUCAUGAUCUUYGUACCAAGCACUGAAGGUACCCCAUCUUCUUUGCUUUAAAUUCUCCUGGAUUCCUGACCACUAAAACGACCUUUGAAUACACAAAACCAUAGCCUAAUCUCUACUCUAUCAGCUGGGCACGAUGGCGCAGAUACUGCCUAUUCGUUUCCAGGAACAUCUUCAGCUUCAAAAUGUUGGUAUUAAUGCUGCCAACAUAGGGUUUUCAACCCUUACCAUGGAGUCUGACAAGUUCAUUUGUGUCAGAGAGAAGGUUGGCGAAGUAGCUCAUGUUGUUAUCAUAGACUUGGCUGAUGCUAAUAAUCCAACAAGAAGACCUAUCUCUGCUGAUUCUGCCAUCAUGAAUCCCAAGUCUAGGGUCAUUGCCUUGAAAGCUGGAAGAACCCUGCAGAUUUUUAACAUUGAGAUGAAAAGCAAGAUGAAAGCCCACACUAUGACAGAGGAUGUAACCUUCUGGAAGUGGAUCAGUGUUAACACUGUUGCCAUGGUCACAGACACAGCUGUCUUUCACUGGACUAUGGAAGGUGACUCCCAGCCAGUGAAGAUGUUUGAUCGUCAUUCCAGCCUGGCUGGCUGUCAAAUAAUCAAUUACAGAACAGACAAGAACCAAAAUUGGCUUAUCUUGAUUGGAAUCUCUGCACAACAAAAUCGUGUAGUUGGUGCCAUGCAGUUGUAUUCUGUGGAGCGCAAAGUUAGUCAGCCCAUUGAGGGACACACUGCUGCUUUCUGUCCAUUCAAGGCUGAGGGUAAUGCCCAAGAAUCCAACCUGUUCUGCUUUGCUGUCCGAGGGGCUCAAGGAGGCAAGCUCCAUGUAAUUGAAGUUGGAACCCCACCAACAGGGAACCAAGCAUUCCCUAAGAAAGCUGUUGAAGUAUUCUUUCCACCAGAAGCUCAGAAUGACUUUCCAGUUGCCAUGCAGGUGAGUGAGAAGCAUGGAAUCAUCUUCCUCAUCACCAAGUAUGGCUACGUUCAUCUGUAUGACAUUGAGAGCUGUACAUGCAUCUACAUGAACCGCAUCAGUGGUGAUACUAUCUUUGUCACUGCUCCACAUGAUACAACUGGUGGAAUCAUUGGUGUUAAUAGGAAAGGACAGGUGUUGUCAGUGAGUGUUGAGGAGGAGAACAUCAUUCCUUAUAUUACCAAUGUCUUACAAAAUCCAGACCUUGCUCUAAGACUGUCUGUCAGAAACAACCUAGCUGGAGCAGAGGAACUCUUUGUCAGGAAAUUCAACAACUUGUUUAAUGGCAUGCAGUACUCUGAGGCAGCUAAGGUUGCUGCUAAUGCACCUAAGGGUGUAUUGAGAACUCCACAAACCAUCCAAAGGUUCCAGCAAGUACCAGCUCAGCCUGGACAAACAUCUCCUCUUCUUCAAUACUUUGGUAUUCUUCUGGACCAAGGCAAACUUAACAAGUUUGAAUCUUUGGAAUUGUGCAAACCUGUGCUUCAGCAAGGCAAGAAACAGCUUCUGGAAAAAUGGUUGAAAGAAGAAAAGUUGGAGUGCAGUGAAGAGCUUGGUGACUUGGUCAAACAAGUAGAUCCUACCCUUGCUCUCUCUGUGUAUCUCAGAGCUAAUGUACCUCAGAAGGUGAUCCAAUGCUUUGCCGAGACAGGUCAAUUCCAGAAGAUUAUCUUGUAUGCCAAGAAAGUAGGCUACACCCCAGACUACAUCUUUCUUCUCAGGAACCUGAUGCGUGUUAACCCUGAGACUGGUGCACAGUUUGCCACCAUGAUGGUACAAGAUGAAGGAGAGCCUUUAGCUGAGCUUAACCUUAUUGUUGAUGUGUUCAUGGAGACCAACCAGGUGCAAGCCUGUACUUCAUUCCUUCUUGAUGCACUCAAGAACAACCGUCCAAGUGAAGCUGCUUUGCAGACUAGACUCCUGGAGAUGAACCUCAUGACUGCUCCACAGGUUGCAGAUGCUAUUCUUGGUAACCAAAUGUUCACCCAUUAUGACCGCCCCCACAUUGCUCAGCUAUGUGAGAAUGCAGGACUGCUCCAAAGAGCUCUUGAACAUUACACAGACAUCUUUGACAUCAAGAGAGCUAUCGUCCAUACCCAUCUACUGAACCCAGAGUGGUUGGUGAACUACUUUGGUUCAUUGUCUGUGGAGGAUUCCCUGGAGUGCCUGAAAGCAAUGCUGACACACAACAUCAGGCAGAACCUGCAGAUCUGUGUUCAAGUUGCUACCAAGUAUCAUGAUCAGCUGGGCACCAAUUCUCUGAUUGAACUCUUUGAAUCUUUCAAGAGCUUUGAAGGUCUGUUUUACUUCCUUGGGUCCAUUGUCAAUUUUAGCCAAGAAGCUGAUGUACAUUUCAAGUAUAUCCAGGCUGCCUGCAAGACUGGCCAGAUAAAAGAAGUUGAAAGAAUCUGUAGAGAGAGCAACUGCUAUGAUCCUGAAAAAGUCAAGAAUUUCCUCAAGGAAGCCAAGCUGACUGACCAGUUACCCCUGAUCAUAGUGUGUGAUCGAUUUGACUUUGUUCAUGACUUGGUGCUCUACCUGUACCGCAACAACCUACAAAAGUACAUUGAGAUCUAUGUUCAGAAGGUCAAUCCCUCCCGUCUGCCAGUAGUAGUGGGUGGACUGCUUGACGUGGACUGCACUGAAGACAUCAUCAAGAGCCUCAUCAUGGCAGUCAGGGGACAGUUCUCCACAGAUGAACUGGUUGAAGAGGUAGAAAAGAGGAACAGAUUGAAACUACUACUGACGUGGCUUGAAGCAAGAAUCCAUGAUGGAUCUGAGGAACCAGCCACACACAAUGCUCUGGCAAAGAUCUACAUUGAUUCAAAUAACAACCCAGAAAGAUUCCUCAGGGAGAAUCCAUAUUAUGACAGUCGUGUUGUUGGUAAAUACUGUGAGAAGAGAGACCCUCACUUGGCUUGCAUGGCUUACGAGAGAGGACAGUGUGACCAGGAAUUGAUCCAGGUCUGUAAUGAGAACUCGCUUUUCAAGAGUUUGUCACGAUAUUUGGUGAGGAGAAGAGACCCUGAACUGUGGGCCAGUGUACUUGUGGAAACUAACCAGUACAGGAGACAGUUGAUUGACCAGGUUGUCCAGACAGCCUUAUCUGAGACCCAAGAUCCAGAGGAUGUGUCCUGCACUGUCAAGGCAUUCAUGACAGCUGAUCUGCCUAAUGAACUUAUUGAACUGCUGGAGAAGAUCGUGCUGGAGAACUCUGUCUUCAGUGACCACAGGAAUCUUCAAAACCUGCUGAUUUUAACAGCCAUCAAGGCUGACCGAACACGUGUGAUGGAGUACAUCACUAGGCUGGAUAACUAUGACGCCCCUGACAUUGCUAGUAUUGCUAUUGGUAGUGAGCUGUAUGAAGAAGCUUUUGCUAUCUUCAAGAAAUUCGAUGUCAAUACUUCUGCUAUCCAGGUUCUAAUCGAGAAUAUCCAAAACCUAGACCGUGCUUACGAGUUCGCCGAGCGAUGUAAUGAACCAGCCGUGUGGAGCCAACUGGCCAAGGCACAGUUACAAGAAGACAUGAUCAAAGAAGCUGUGGACUCUUUCAUAAAGGCUGACGACCCUUCCUCUUACAUGGAAGUCGUUGAAUAUUCUCAGAGGAAAGACAAUUAUGAGGACCUCGUACGCUACUUACAGAUGGCCCGUAAGAAGGCUCGUGAUACAUUCGUAGAGACCGAGCUGAUUUUUGCCUACGCCAAGACAAACCGUUUAGCCGAGCUUGAAGAAUUCAUUUCUGGACCAAAUCACGCCCAAAUUAGUCAGGUUGGUGAUCGUUGCUAUGAUGCUAAAAUGUACGAAGCCGCUAAGAUCUUGUACAACAACAUCUCUAACUUCGCCAAACUUGCUUCUACUCUUGUUCACCUUGGCGAGUACCAAGCUGCCGUGGAUGGAGCAAGAAAGGCUAACAGUACCAAGACAUGGAAAGAGGUGUGCUUCUCCUGUGUCGAGGGUGGAGAGUUCCGUCUUGCUCAGAUGUGCGGUCUUCAUAUCGUAGUCCAUGCUGACGAGCUAGAAGAGCUCAUCAACCAUUACCAAAACCGUGGUUAUUUUGAAGAACUGAUUGCCUUGAUGGAAGCAGCACUAGGUCUUGAAAGAGCGCACAUGGGUAUGUUCACUGAGUUAGCCAUCUUGUACUCUAAGUACAAACCAUCCAAGAUGAGGGAACAUUUGGAACUGUUCUGGUCUCGUGUUAACAUCCCUAAGGUACUUCGCGCAGCUGAGCAAGCACACUUAUGGUCUGAACUAGUCUUCCUGUACGAGAAAUACGAAGAAUAUGACAACGCCGUGCAGACCAUGAUGAACCAUCCCACGGUAGCCUGGAAAGAAAGCUUGUUCAAAGAUGUCAUCUGCAAGGUGGCUAACAUUGAACUGUACUACAAGUCCCUCCAGUUCUACUUGGACUUCMAACCUAUGUUGAUUAACGAUCUAUUGCUGGUACUGACUCCUCGUAUGGACCAUACCAGAGCUGUUGCUUUCUUUACUAAAGUUCAACACUUGCCAUUGGUGAAACCCUACUUGCGUUCUGUUCAAAGCCAUAACAAUAAGUCCAUCAACGAAGCCUUGAACGACCUUCUGAUAGGAGAAGAAGACUACAAUGGUCUGCGUGCGUCCAUCGAUGCGUUCGAUAAUUUCGAUAACAUAUCUUUAGCACAACGGCUGGAGAAACACGAGUUGAUCGAGUUCCGUAGGAUAGCUGCUUACCUGUUUAAGGGCAACAAUCGCUGGCAGCAGUCUGUGGAGCUAUGCAAGAGAGACAAACUUUUCAAGGAUGCCAUGAUGUAUGCUGCUGAAUCUCGUAACAAAGGGACGGCGGAAGACCUGAUCAACUGGUUCCUUGAGAUUGGCCACAACGAGUGCUUUGCUGCUUGUCUUUUCAUGUGUUACGAUCUGAUUAGCCCUGAUUAUGUACUGGAACUAGCCUGGAGACACAACCUUAUGGACUUUGCUAUGCCUUAUAUGAUACAAGUAUUAAAAGAAUAUAUAGAUAAGGUUGAUAAAUUACGCGCUUCUGAAGCGGAAAGAAAAGAUCAAGAAGAGAGCAAACAAGAUACUCCUAUAGUUUUUGGUAGUGAACAGUUGAUGAUAACGGGUGGUCCAGGCAUGGUUCCCGGUAUGCAGGCUCAAGGAGGCAUGAUGGGGAUGCCUCCACAACAACCAUUCGGCUACCAGCCAGGCUACGGCAUGUAACUCUCCCAAACCAUCAAAAUAUUACCAUUGAUCCAUUAGGCACAUAAUCACUUAGCUAGUUAUUCCUAUUCUCACUGUCAAUUUUAUAUCGUCAAUAAGAAGUCUUUUGUAGUCACACAGUCAUACUCUAUUCGAGAUUUCAACCGGAAAAGAUCACGCCCUGUACGGUGACAGAAAUCGUGGUGUUUAGAGGCGGGCAAGUGCAUGUUUUAUCCGAAAGACUAAAAUGGUGAAGGUCAAGGUCAUGAGCAUUAAUAAAUCUAAAUAGGUAACUUGAACUGUUGUAAGCCAUAAUAAAACUGUAAAAAAAACUA
Messenger RNA from Actinia tenebrosa (Australian red waratah sea anemone), 5503 nucleotides. Its product is annotated as clathrin heavy chain 1. Gene Ontology annotation, biological process: intracellular protein transport; receptor-mediated endocytosis. Lineage: Eukaryota; Metazoa; Cnidaria; Anthozoa; Actiniaria; Actiniidae. The record is from RefSeq and is a predicted model, not a curated record. Gene Ontology annotation, cellular component: clathrin coat of trans-Golgi network vesicle; clathrin complex; clathrin coat of coated pit. Gene Ontology annotation, molecular function: clathrin light chain binding; structural molecule activity.